This is a messenger RNA of Priapulus caudatus, 2033 nucleotides long. RefSeq names its product dynein assembly factor 1, axonemal-like. Gene Ontology annotation, molecular function: protein binding. The record is from RefSeq and is a predicted model, not a curated record. Bases 150 to 2033 code for a protein of 627 amino acids. Lineage: Eukaryota; Metazoa; Priapulida; Priapulimorpha; Priapulimorphida; Priapulidae. The transcript is spliced from 13 exons.
CUAGGAGGCCCUCAACGCAUGAUAACCAGGGCCUGUCUAAUGUUGAAGUCCAUGAACAUAUAGAACUACCUUCCCACUCAACAAGAGAUGCCACAGAUGCCAGCAGUACUGUUGUUUUAGAAGGUGAUGACAGGCCUUUGUCCAAUUGCAUGAAAAACAAUGAAUCAUUGCAGGAAAGCUGUGAGAAUUUAUGCCAGGAUUAUGUUGGAGAGGCUGCUGUUCUUCUAGAAUUUCCUGAACUUAAUGAUGUCAAUGAUAAACAUGCACACACCGGAUACUCUAGUUUGCUCGAGGAUUGGACAAGUUGCAACUUGCCUUCAACUAAAGUGCUUAAUUCUGUGAACACUGAAAAAUUACUAAAUAAAGACAAUAUAGAUACUAAUAAGAUGUGCAGUGAUCUCAUUGUAGAUAUUGUUGAUUCACUUGAUGUAACAAGUGCUUCAAAUGAUGGUUUUGUAUCCAAGAAGAAUGAGCCAUUGACAGAGCAUCUAGCAAUGAAAAAUGAUAAUGCUACUGGUGACAGCUGUAAUGUUAAGCCUCUGGUGAUGCAGGAUCAGAGCAAAAAAGAAAAUUCAGAAGAAAAAAUCAAGGAAAAUGUGAAUUGCAAUAACAAAAAUGAGAGUGAUAAGUUGCCAAGGAUGACAAAAGAGUUUCUGAAACGGCUUUGUAAGCAGAAUAAAUUGUACCUGACACCCUACCUUAAUGACACUCUCUAUUUACACUUCAAAGGUUUUGGGAAAAUAGAGAAUUUGGAUGAGUAUACAGGCCUCAAGUGCAUCUGGCUGGAGUCUAAUGGCAUCAGGAAGAUAGAAAACUUAGAACAUCAGACUCAAUUGCGAUGUCUCUACAUGCAUCAGAAUCUCGUGGAUCAGAUAGAGAAUCUGGAGCCUCUGCAAAAUCUUGUCACUAUCAAUCUCAGCCAUAACUACAUUACUAAACUACAAAACCUGAGUUGCUUGCCAAAUUUGGAGACACUACAGAUGUCACACAAUCGUCUCCAGACAAGCGACAACAUUGCGCAUUUGCUUGACUGCCAUGCGUUGCGCAUUCUUGAUCUCUCUCACAACAGACUAGAUGAUGUGAAAGUGAUGGAUGUCUUUGGGGAUAUGACUAUGCUCAGAGUCCUGAAUAUCAUGGGCAAUUCAGUGAAGAGUUCCAUACAGAACUACCGGAAAAUGUUUACAUUAAGAAUCAAGCAGCUUCAGUACCUGGAUGAUCAGCCCGUCUUUCCACGCGAUAGAGCCUGUGCAGAAGCCUGGGAAAAGGGAGGUCGUGAAGCAGAGAGUAUGGAACGUCAAAGGUGGAUCAACAAGGAACGUGGCAAGAUUCAAGCCAGUGUUGAUGCUCUUGCAGACAUGAGGUACAAAGCUAGAGCCAGAAGGGAACGUGAACAGGAGCAACCUUUAAACAUAGAGUCAGGAGUAACUUUGGUGGACCAGGAAGGGUUAGAGACUUCAGAAGAUGAACGGGCGUCAGAAGUAACCUCGGACGAUUCAGAUACCUCAGAUGGUUCAGAGACCUCAGAGGAUUCACUGAUGUCAGAAGAAGCAGUGACAUCAGAAAAGGCCGCAACCUCAGAAGAGUUAGUAACAUCAGAAAAGGCAGUGACCUCAGAUGAAGCAGUAAUGUCAGAAAAAGCAGUGACCCCAGAAGAGGCAGCAUUACCAGAGCCUGUCCUACUGAAUUGCAAUAAAACCACAUCAGAUGUUAAAGGCAUUUUCAGUAGUAGAAGAAAAGAAGAUGCUGGUGCUUCAAUUGGUCAGUUGCUGAUCUCAAAAGCAGUUGAGAAGACUCUACAUGAGGAAGAUGUGUUCACCACAGAUGUGCCAGAUGAUAGCUCAAUAGACACUCUGACCCUGAAUACUCCAGUUGAUGCCAGCUUAAAGGUCUCGACGGUUCUCGAAAGUUCGGUCUCCAAGGUCGAAGGUCAGCUCAAAGGUCUCGAAGGCCUACAAUCUACAUACUUCACACUGAACAGAUGUCAGCGUUCAAAAGUAACCAGAGAAAUAGCCUUAAAAUUCAACUUCUGCUGA